Messenger RNA from Eleginops maclovinus (Patagonian blennie), 7995 nucleotides. It is a transcript of the gene zswim5, whose product is annotated as zinc finger, SWIM-type containing 5. Bases 84 to 3563 code for a protein of 1159 amino acids. The record is from RefSeq and is a predicted model, not a curated record. The transcript has 16 exons. Gene Ontology annotation, cellular component: Cul2-RING ubiquitin ligase complex. Lineage: Eukaryota; Metazoa; Chordata; Actinopteri; Perciformes; Eleginopidae.
GUGUUGUGAGUGUGUGUACUCGGCUUCCUGCUGCUGCUCGGUGUCCGCACACCGUCAGUCUCUUCAGUGUUGAUCGGCUCGCCAUGGCGGAAGGACGCAGAGAACAGCCGCCCCAUCCUCAACUCUCCUUACCACCGGCCAGCAAGCGACCCUGCCUGCGCCCUGCUCCCCGAGGUCCCGGUCCGGGGCCCGGGCAUGGCAGCGGGUGGCCCAGCUCCCGGUAUCGUUCCCCGGAGUCUCUUCUGGACUGCGCCGCGAAGGCAGUAGCGGAAAAGUGGGCCUUCGAGAGAGUAGAGGAGCGCUUCGAGCGGAUCCCGGAGCCCGUCCAGCGCCGCAUCGUCUACUGGUCUUUUCCCCGCAACGAAAAGGAGAUAUGCAUGUACUCUUCGUUUCAGUGCCGAGUAGCCGGCGAGGAGGGUCCGUCGGCGGCUACCGGCGGGGCUGGGGGUGCUGGGUCCGGAGCUACAACCGCCGGCGGUGGCGGAGGAUCUACCGGUACGACGGCUACUGUGGGGGCAGCCGGAGCUGUGGGAACGGGAGACGGACUGCCUUUCCGCCGGGGUAUCAGGCUACUUGAGACCGGCUGUGUGGAAAACGUUUUACAAGUUGGGUUUCACCUCAGUGGCACAGUAACUGAACCCGCCACAUCAUCAGAUCCAGAGGUCACCCACAAGGUGGCCAUCAGCUUCGACCGAUGCAAGAUCACCUCCGUCACCUGUGGUUGCGGGAACAGAGACAUUUUCUACUGCGCCCAUGUGGUGGCGCUCUCUCUAUACAGGAUCCGCAAGCCUGAACAGGUGAAGCUGCGGUUGCCCAUUUCAGAGACGUUGUUCCAGAUGAACAGAGACCAGCUGCAGAAGCUGGUGCAGUACCUGAUCACGGCCCACCACACUGAGGUGCUGCCCACCGCUCAGAAACUGGCAGACGAGAUCCUCUCCUCCAACUCGGAGAUCAACCAGGUCCACGGCGCUCCCGACCCGACUGCAGGUGCCAGCAUUGACGAUGACAACUGCUGGCAUCUGGACGAGGAUCAGGUCAGGGAACAAGUCAAACAGUUCCUGUCACAGGGAGGAUACUACGGCUCUGGGAAGCAACUCAACUCCAUGUUCGCCAAGGUGCGGGAGAUGCUACGAAUGCGAGACUCCAACGGCGCCCGAAUGCUGACGCUCAUAACGGAACAGUUUAUGGCUGACCCGCGAUUGUCGCUAUGGAGACAACAAGGCACGGGCAUGACGGACAAGUGUCGGCAGCUCUGGGAUGAACUAGGUGCAUUGUGGGUGUGCGUGGUGCUUAACCCCCACUGUAAGAGCGAGGAGAAGACCGGCUGGCUGAAGCAGCUGAAGAAAUGGGGCGACAUGGACAUCUGCCCGCUGGAGGACGGCAACUACGGCAGCGAGCUCCCAAACAUCACCAACGCUCUGCCGCAGAGCAACCUGGCACAGGACUCUCUGACCAGGCCGAGGAGGUCGGUGUUCAGCCGGGCCGUGGAGGCAUGUGACCUCCACUGGCAGGACAGCCACCUCCAGAGGAUCAUCAGCAGCGACCACUACAUGUCUCCAUCCUACCAGAGGGAGGGGGAGAGCCUGCUGUUCAACCCACAGGGCCUGCCGCUCUGGCUCGACCACGUCCCGACGGCAUGCGCUCGCGUCGACGCCCUGCGUUCCCACGGCUACUCCAGGGAAGCAUUGCGAUUGGCUGUCGCCAUCAUCAACACACUUCGCCUACAACAGCACAGACAGAUGGACAUCUACAAACACCAAAAGAAAGAGCUUCUCCAGAGGGGCGUGACCUCCACCACCAACCUGGAAGGCUGGGUGGGUCAUCCCUUGGACCCGAUUGGCUGUCUGUUCAUCACCCUCACAGAAACCUGCCGUGUGGACGACGACAGUGCCAUGGACACAGGAGAUGGUGACCCCAGGCCUCCGGUCUACCACCAUGUUCCCGUGUGGGGCAGUUCUGAUGGAGGGGAAUCCUACCUGACUUUGGCCUUAGAGGUGGCUCUGAUGGGUAUGGGCCAGCAGAGGAUAAUGCCCGAGGGCCUAUACGCUCAGGAUAAGGUGUGUCGUAACGAGGAGCAGAUCGUCGCAAAACUUCAAGAACUUGAGCUGGAUGACCUCCUGGUUCAGACUCUUCGGAAACAGUCCGUACAGCUACUAGAAGCUGGUCCCUUCAGCGGUCUAGGUGAGGUCAUCCACAGGGAGAGUGUUCCUAUGCACACCUUCGCUAAGUACCUCUUCUCUGCCCUGCUGCCACAUGACGCAGACAUGGCAUACAAGGUGGCUCUCCGCGCCAUGAGGUUGCCUGUGCUGGAGUCCUCAGCAGGCUCCGGGGACGUGGGCCACCCUCAUCACGGCAUCUCCAUCGUUCCCAGUAGAUACCCACGCUGGUUCACACUGGGACACCUGGAGUCCCAGCAGUGCGAGCUGGCCUCCACCAUGCUCACUGCUGCUAAAGGUGACAUGCUGAGGUUGCGCACGGUGCUGGAGGCAAUCCAGAAGAACAUCCACUCCUCGUCCUUAAUCUUCAAACUGGCCCAGGACGCCUUUAAAAUCGCCACCCCCGCAGACAACCCGCCCGAUAUAACUCUGCUCAACGUGGCACUGGAGUUAGGACUUCAGGUGAUGAGGAUGACUCUGUCCACACUGAACUGGAGAAGGAGAGAGAUGGUUCGCUGGCUAGUAACGUGUGCCACUGAAGUCGGUCUGCGGGCAUUGGUUAGCAUCUUACAGAGCUGGUACACGCUCUUCACACCGACCGAGGCCACCAGCAUCGUGGCGGCCACCGUCAUGUCCCACAACACCAUCCUGCGCCUCAGCCUCGACUACCCCCAGCGUGAGGAGCUGGCCAGCUGCGCUAGGACCCUUGCCCUGCAGUGCGCCAUGAAGGACCCCCAGAACUGCGCUCUGUCGGCCCUGACACUCUGCGAGAAGGACCACAUCGCCUUCGAGACGGCCUACCAGAUCGUGAUUGACGCAGCGUCCACGGGUAUGACCUACUCCCAGCUUUUCACCAUCGCGAGGUACAUGGAACACAGGGGAUAUCCUCUGCGCUCCUUCAAGUUGGCCUCCCUCGCCAUGACCCACCUCAACCUGGCUUACAACCAGGACACGCACCCAGCUAUUAAUGACGUGCUCUGGGCCUGCGCGCUCAGCCACUCCCUGGGUAAAAACGAACUCGCAGCCAUCAUCCCCCUGGUGGUAAAGAGCGUGCACUGUGCCACCGUGCUGUCCGACAUCCUGCGGCGGUGCACCAUGACUGCACCGGGACUCGCUGGCAUUCCCGGGAGAAGGAACUCUGGGAAGCUAAUGUCAACGGACAAAGCGCCAUUGCGGCAGCUCCUAGACGCCACAAUCUCGGCGUACAUCAACACCACACACUCUCGACUGACACACAUCAGUCCGCGGCACUAUGGAGAGUUCAUAGAAUUCCUGAGCAAAGCACGGGUGACUUUCCUGCUGGCACAGGACGGCCAUAUUCAGUUAGCCCAGUUCAUAGACAACCUGAAACAGAUCUACAAGGGCAAGAAGAAACUGAUGAUGUUGGUCAGGGAGCGCUUCGGCUGACCUUAUCCCCCCUCACCCCCUCCUUGAGAAGUAGUUAUUUGUUUGUAUUUAAGGUUUUUUGAAUUCCAUGUGUUUUUACUUCUUAAGUUGAGCCAUUUGUUGACUAAGUCUUAAGUUUUUGUCCUGUUUUGUUGUUUUGUUUCUUGAAUGUGAACCAGAAAGUGUUUGCAGUGUAUUGAUCUACUUCAUUGAGACUGCAAAAAGGGGGGAAAUGGCUUGAAAUGUCAGGGAGGCAACAAACAAGAAUGAAGCGUUUCCCCCCACUGCAUCUUUUCAAUUUAGUAUGAAAAAGUCAAAAGAUUGUGAAAAGAAACUUUUGUUUUUCCGUGGCACAUGACUAUUUAAAAACCAAAAGAUUUUGUUGGAUGGGGUACUUACUUUGAGCCAGAAGAUGCUUUAAGCUGGGUUCAAGAAGAAAUAGAAGAGGAAGUGGUUUUCAAAGUGGAAGGAACUUUUGAAAGUAAUUUCAAAAUACAUACUGAGGUCGAGAAAGCACACUUAGUGUUACUGUUAUUCCUCGGCUGUAUUAUUUGCCAGCUUUAACUUCUCUACCUGAAAUGGCCCAUUUCCUUCAGGGCAUCUUAGAGUAGAAAGGGUAAAAUACAGAGCUACAUGUGUGCUCUCUCUACAAGCCACUAGCACCUACCCUCUACACCUGCUGGGCAGUGCUUUUCCUUAAUCUUCACAGCAGGAGCCAUGUUGCUUACCAGAGUGCAUGUUUCCAGUCCAGAGCCUGAAAGUGACAUUAUUCAGGCUGUUCUAGCUAAGGCAGAUAAGUUGAGGCUCCUUGUGCACAUAUACUGUAAAUACAGAUAUAUGUUGUAUGUCAUCCUUUAAGCUUAUAGACAGUGACAAUACACAACUGUGACAAACCUGGGGUCAAAUUAUUCCAAUCUUUAGAGGCAGCACUUCACUGCUAGCACUACAGCUAUUUGUGGCCAAAACCUUUAAACCUAGAAGGCCCAACAGGUCACCUUUCACUUGCUACACCGAUGAGCAAUAUAAGUCAAGUCUGCCCAUCAUUCUUCUCAGCUUGUGGCAUUUAUUCAACCUAUGUAUUCUGUUAGAAAGCUUUGGAACAUGCUUGGACCUUGUUGAUUUUAGUGACUUAUCUGAAGCUAAGAUUCCCAUUCCAUCUCAAAAACAUUUCCCGGGAAUUCAGGAACUUCUUUAAAGUUGUUUCCUGGAUCUUUUUCAUGAACCUAGAACAUGACUAAUAGCCUACAUCUGGUUCCAAUUUUUGAUCUUUGCAGCAUAUUUCCAACCCCUAGAGCCCCGCCGUUCCAUAUAGUACUUAUUACCAAUGUUCUUGGCCUGACCUGUGCGGUAUUUACCGUUGCUGGUUAGUCAAACAAGCACUAUUAAAAUAUAAAAGCCAUCGUAAUCUUAAAAUAAAAGGGAAGUUGGGGAGUGCAGACAUCCGACUAGUGAAUGGUAAUGCUUGUAUCAACCCAUGAUUAGGAACCACUCCAGAAGCUAAUGGGAUCUUACCUUCCACCGAGUUUCUAGAAAUGUCCUUCCAGUAGUUUUUCCGUAACUCCGGAGUAAAUGGAACGGAAAUCCCAAAAAAUCCUUGAAAAAAGGUACUUAUCUAAAAUGAGGUUGGCGCAAUUCAGUGCUGAACCCUUUAACCAUUGUAGACAGAUAACAACAAUUCUAUCUAGAGAAACAUAUUUUUUUAAUAAAUUUAAACUAGUAUUAGGCUUAUACCACUUAUAAAUCUGCACUAAUUAAUAUUGUCAUGUGAGAAAUAGAUCAACUGUGUAAUGGUUUCUUGCUAUUUUGCCUUAGCUUUUUAGAGUCCUGUAGCAAAUUGUUUGGUCUCACUUGGACAUUGUCCUUGUGUCCAACAGCAGCGGGUUGUUAGCAAAAAAGCUAACUUGGAUAUCCAAACACAUGCUAGCUGGUGGAGCAUUUAGCUCCUUGAAUAGCAGUGGAGACCAAAACUGAGCUUCAAAGAGUGACUAUUAGGUUAGGUCACCUGAACAUGAAUCCAAACGAACACAAAUGUUGCUCAAUCUCGUCUAAAUGUAAACAGUACAUUACAGUACAUUAGCAACGGUUUGCUAAUGUAUUAGCAAAGAUAACUUGGUUAGGUGAUAAUGUUAUGCUAGCUUCCCCCCACUUGGCUAAAACAUCUGUUAAUUUUGGUUUAAAAAUUGUUUGGGCUAUGUUAAACAAAAAAACGACAUCUAAAACAUAAAAAAACUAAGUUAUUCCACUUGUGAAUGCUACUGUAUUUAGUCAUUGUGGAUUGUAAGGUUUGUUAUAAAUACACAGUGCAAAUACAACAGAUAGGCUAAUGUCUGUUUAAGACUAAAUUGUGCAUAUGAGACCACAUGCCUUUGCAAGCUUUUUUUUCCUGAGCGAGGUAUGUCCACGCUCCUGUUUCUUACUCAGUGGCAAAGUGUUGUUAAUGGCAGUAUACAGAACAGCAAGAGUUUGAAUCUUUAAUGGUCAGAGAAAACGUCAUCGUAUAAGCACUUCACACAAAUACCUCUUCAGUACGUUCCUGCCUGCUUAAGCAUUUAUUUAUUGACUGUUUGGUAACUUUGUAUGACUGCAUAUGAAUCACUAACACACAAACAGUAGGUUUUUCAGCCUGUUGAUGGCAGGAGGAUAGGGGAACAUUUUCUUGUCUGCUUUUUACAUUCCACGAGAGCUACCUUCACCCACUACCCGUGUAGUCAGUCACAACUCUGGGCCUUUCGACCUGACGAAAUGCAGAUAGAAGAAUGACAAAAAAAAAAGGAAAACUGAGCAAAAGAAAGCAUACGAGAGGCUAAACUCAGUUCUCAGGGACAUCACUUAAAGAAACAAAACAAAAAAGUAGUAGCAUUAAGCAUUUAAGAUAUUGUAAAUAUUAAAGUGUCAAUUCAGAAAAUUGUAAAGUUAUAAUUAUUUAUGAUAAGUAUGUUACGUGUUUGUUUUUACUUUUGUCUUUUGUUUUGGCGGGGGUUUACUUGAAUUUGUUUGGAUCGGGAAUUUGACAGCAUUUUUUUGUAAGAGCAAAGACUUUAAGGCAUUUUCUCAGGUGCUCCUGUGUACAUUUCUUUCAGUUUUGCUAUAAUAACUACUUUUAUUUGUCAUUUUUUUGAUUUGCAAAGACAAAAAAAAGUCUGUUUUCCAAAAGGACGCGUGUUAUUCGCAGUUGAGGAUAAUGAGGAAGGCAUUCAUUUGUAAAGAAACCUGACUAUGCAGAACCACUUUGAAGGUCUUGUCACCUCUUAAAGAUACCCACCCACCCCCCCCCCUAAAAACUUAAAUGUCUGAAAGAAGAGACUCAGUGGACUGAACCACUAUUAAAGAGAGGGGGGACAGACCAUGACAAGACGCAGAAUGCUUGUAUUUGGACAAUGCGCAGUAGCCGGCCUGCAGACGCUGCAACAUAAACAGAGGAGGAAAAAAAGACAAAGGCGGAAUAAUGCCUUUUGUGACUGAUCAAUGUACAAAGUUUAUUUUUGCUUUACUUCUUUGUUGGUUUUAUUUAAUCAGGACUCAAGCCUUUAGUGUCUUCUCGGAGGUGUCGUGUGGCGGCGCCGCAGUGAGACGGAACAAUACACACAUGUCAAAGAGUCAGAAACAGCAACUGUUUGAACAAAGGAGACGGCCUGUGGAUGACCUUGUGUUUUCUUUCAAUUCUUUUACAACUUUUUUCAGAAAUCUGCUUUCUCCUUUCUAUACUUAUUUUGUCACUUAUCUUGUUACUGGAUCUCCUUAGCCCCUCUCUCACAGGGUGGAGCAAUGCAUCGUCAGUGAGCGUUCAGUGUAACCACUUCCUUUUUGUGUCCUACUAGUCAAAGAUUUGCUCAAAGUUAGUGGGUUUCCAUCUUCUGCUGUGGCAUAGAAAUACAUUUUGAGGAUAAAAAAGGUUGAUUUAAUUUUCUGGUUACUACAUUAGCAGGAGAAGGUCAUCUUCUUAAAUCCCAUAUUAUAGAGGGAUAUUAUUUUACCACUUUCUUAACUUUGUUGUUCCAUCUAGCUGCUUUAUGAUGCUUUUACUGACAGCAUUACGACAAAGAAGUUCCUCCCUCUAACUCGAUCUGUGUUCUUCAGUCUUUGUUAACUUUGUCCGCCAGUUCUUAUUGUUUCUGUCUUUCUUUCUUUCUGUUAGAAAUCUAGUUCACCCACUGUUUCCCAGUUUGUUUUAUUUUGGAUUCUUUCUAACUUAAGGGAAAAUGGAAAAGUGUUUGUUGCCUCUUUGUGCUACUGAUUAUGAAAAGGUAUUUCCAGUAUUUGUUGCCACAGAAGUAUGAUAGUUUAUCAUCAACACUUGUUUUUGUUUUAUUUUUUGUAUUUUUUUUGCGCCACUUCUUGAGCUACUGUCUAUAAAGCGAGAAUUUAUUACUAUUUAUGUAACGCUACUACCAUUUUAUAUUGAUUUGUGUUGGAAUCUCAGUGCUUUUCUAUCAAUAAAGUGUGAAACACGUUA